AUGGCGUCGACGUCAAUUGCUGCGAUGUCGACAGAGGAAGUCGAUGAGCAACGACGUCAGCUGGAUCGUAUCGAACAAGAACGGACAGAUCGCGAGUUGGCCCAGAGGCUUUAUCAGGAACAAUUCGAAACACCUCCUGGUUCACCGCAAAAUCAACCAUCGACCAGCCAUUAUCGCCUUCCUACACCACCAAUACCUUCAAAUUCUAGAAGAAGACAAGUUGGAUCAAACCAACAGCCACGAGCAAUGAAUCCGUCACGGAGGACUCCGACGUCAUCGGCUGAUCGUCCGGCCAGAAGAACAACGUCAAGAGGAGGAAGAGCAUCAAGGGGAGAGCGUGGUGGUGCACGAAGAGGAUCUACUUCUGCAGCUACAACUUCAACCAGAAGAGGGACCACUACUCGACAACGCGGAACAUCAAAUCGAGGAGCUGCAACUCCGGCUAGAGGACGCCGUGGAAGACCGAGAACGGCCACUGCGAACAGACCACAAUUGCGGUUUAAUGGAGAUCAACUUGAGUUGCAGAAUGGGGGUCAACUGAUAAACGUCACUGGUCAAGCAUGGAUGCCAGAUUCUGAUGAAGACAGUGAUUUCGAAAUCGGUGAUGACGUCGAUGAUGAAAUCGAGGAUGAGGUCGAUGAUAGAAUGGAUGGGGUCGAGGAGGAAGAAGAUAGUGAUAUUGAGAUCAUAGGAACAAUAGAACCAGAGGAUCGAAGAAGAAGAAGAAAUCAGCCAGCGAGUUCUGCAACCGCUCGAAGAAGAGCAAAUCAACCCACAAGUUCUGCUACGGCGCGAAGAAGACAAAAUCAGCCUUCCACGUCUUCUGCGGUUCGGAGAGUAGUAAAUCAGCCUGCUGCAGCUCGAAGAAGAGUGAAUCAGCCCGCGAUUUCUGCCGACUACAUUCGCAGUUUAUUGAAUCCGAACCUCAUGAGAGAUGACCCACGAACAGAUCCUCUUUACCGUGCCGGAAGAGUAGUUCCACCAAAUGACGAUGAAGAGGAAAGGGAUUGGAGUGAUCUCGAAGACGUCAUGGGAGAUUUGGACGAUGAAGACGGCUUGAGCUUAAGUGACGACGACGACGACGACGACCUGGUGGUGGAUGGUCCUAUCCGAGUCGCACGAAACAACAUUGCUCAGCCUAUAUUCCAAGAAGAUGCCGGAUUUUACAACCGAGAACUCGACCUUUGGCAUAAUGACGACGAAUUUCGAGUGCCACCAGCAAACAUUCCGAAGCAGAAAAACGGAAAACCCGUUGAACCUGAUCCAACAUGGGGUGAUUGCACAUUGUGUUCGAAUCCACCAAUCAAACCUCAAGGAUGUAGAAAAUGCCUACAAUUUCUGGGAUGUGCCCACUGUGUACGUCGCUGGCAUGGUGCUCGGGCUAGUAGUUACGAAAGACCAAAUUGUCCAUUAUGUCGUGCUGAAUGGAGCUGUCAUGCAUCUGGCACUUCAAUGAUGGCAACUAUCGAAAAGAAUCGUCUGAAAAAGAAGGAAAAGGAGAAGAAGAAGGCUGCAUCGACUUCUACCGCCGGUACUUCUACGUCUUCUGUGUAA
This is a messenger RNA of Caenorhabditis briggsae, 1554 nucleotides long. The transcript is spliced from 6 exons. The record is from RefSeq and is a predicted model, not a curated record. Lineage: Eukaryota; Metazoa; Nematoda; Chromadorea; Rhabditida; Rhabditidae. The coding region runs from base 1 to 1554 and encodes 517 amino acids.